GUUUAUUUAUGCACUUUACCACUGCCUGUGCCAUCUGGCUGAACUUGAGCCAUUUUGAGGACUAAAGUUCUACUAGCAAAACCCCUUGAAACUUCUUGGAAAUGUUCCAAAUGUUCACCUAUGUUUUUGGAGCCGCCAGCAAUGUAUCAAGCCAAGAGCCUGAAUUUAGUGAAAAAAACGAUGAUGAAUGGAUCCUUGUGGAUAUUAUUGGUAAGCACAUUUUAAUUACUCACAACUUUGAUCUUCCCUUGCCGCAUAUGGUAGUUGUAUUUCGAACAUACUCCUAUUAUCCUACAGAAAUUUCUGUUGGAAGCCACGAUGUACAUAUCUAAAUUAUCAUUUAAUCAUUAUCAUUUUUUUUUUUUUUUGUUAUUCAUAAAACCCUACUGUUUUGUGAGUCUUCAAAUACUCUUAGAGUUACUACAACGAUUACGACCACUUCAGUGAUUUGAAGUGGUAAUAGUGUAUCUACAGUGUUUCAGCUUGAAACACUGCAUUUAGUGGGGGUUUUUUUUAAUUGUGCAGCAGGGGCUAGUUGAGCCCCCAGCACACUUGAUUAAGGCAGCCCAGAACUUUGUUCCAGGCCGCUUGCACCUCAUCCUGGCAGCAGACUUCUAUCUAUACCUUGCAGGCAGAGCACCUGCAAAGGGAAGCACACUCUCUCCUCCCUCCAUUUUAAACUGUGAUAAAUCCUUCCUCCUUACCACUCCCUAACUGGCAAAUUGGUCCAGUCAGAGGCUUUUCAAUGAGCAGCCCAUUAUUGUACCGCACAUGGUCACUGUGAUGUAAAAGGGGGCAUGCAAACUGGUGCCGGGAGCACUAGAUUCCAGGUAAGAAAAAUAUUUCUUUACAGGUUAUACAGCAAACUGGGGGGCAAGGGGGUAAGGGGUGGGAAGGUAACGCAUAGUGUCCAAUAGGGCACAUUACACAGAAUAGGUCCCUCUCCAAAAGGGUUGCAUAACACUUUAACAUCAAGUUAUAGUGAAUUGAAAACAAUUGCAAAAUAUAGUCAGUAAGUGGGGGGUGGGGGGAAGAAAAACUCUUAAACUUAGCUAAAGUUGCAGCUUGGUUAUGUAGCCUAAAUGUAACCUUAUUGAAUGUGUUCUCAAGCACUCACAUGGAAGUGGUGGGUGGAACAGUUCUGUAUGUGAGUAAAAGUGGUAAAAACAAAGUUCAGUCUCCACAAUACAGAGGGACUGUGUAUCGUCAAAAGAGAACAAAUAGACUCUGCUUAUAUUCACUAGCCCUACCCAAAUAGUAUGCACUUGGAGUCUGUAACAAACAGCACAAUUUCAGCCUUACUGUCAAUAGGGUUUAUCUUGGAUUAAAGACCUCUUCAUAGAACAUUUACACCAAAUAUGCCAAUACUUUGUAUUUACACUCCCUACCUUUCUCUUCUCCAGUGGAUUCCUGUACUACGCAGUCUGAUGCCACAACUGUUGAAGAACCUGCGCCUUUUGAUGAAACCCCUUCACUGUUUACAGUAGGUGCCUUUGAACCAUUUGAAAACACCAGUGACUCUGUCUUUGUACAUUUCAAUCCAUCCUCCAUGGAGGAGAGCUGGUUUGUGACGCCACCCCCAUGUUUUACUGCAAGAGAAUUGACCACUACUGAGGUGGAGACCAGCCCCAUGGAAAAUCUUUUAAUAGAGCAUCCAAGCAUGUCGGUGUAUGCUGUGCGGAACCUGUGCCAUAAAGAGGUUGCAGCCUGUGAGUCAAAGUCUCUCAGCUCCUCUAAUGUUGAGUAAGUUAAUAUGCUUCUGUUUAAUUUAUGUUUGCAACUAGUUGAAUUGGAUGUAAUGACUGUGUGUAUAAUUCAAACAUUGGUUUUUAUAUAAGCUUCUUGGGUCUCCUACAGAGUAUAUGAUGUUAUACUGUCUGUUUCAAAUUUCUAGUUCACAAUUAAGCUCUAUUGAAAUAUCAUAAGUGAGAUAUAUAUAUUAUUUAGUGUGAGACACAUUACAUUUUAAACUCUCUCAGUUCUUGUCAGUGGUCUAUGCUUACGUACAGAGAAGGGGUUGUAGUAAACCUGUGCUACAGGUGGUUCUUCUACUCUCUUCUACUUCUACUCUCUAGCACAGCACCCACAGUAGUUUCUGUUGAGCACAUAUCCUGCCAAGUGUUUUUACUCUGUUAUAGGAACAUUGUAGUCACCAAAACAUCUUUAGCUUAAUAAAGCAGUUAUUGUGUAUAGAUCCUACAUCUGAAGUCUCACUGCUCAAUUUUUUUUUGCCAUUUAGGCGUUAAAUCACUUUUGCUUCUGCUUAUGCAGCCCUAGCCACACCUCCUCUCACUGUGACUCACACAGCCUGCAUGAAAACAAUAUGGUUUCAUUUUCAAUCAAAUUUGCUCUGUAAAUUGAACUUUAUUUACAUACAGGAUCUAGCAAGCUAUUAACAGAGCAGGAGAUGAAGUGUAAACAUUAGAUGAUCAUUUACAGGAAGUAAUUAGGAAGGCUGUGCAAGUCACAUGUAGGGAGGUAUGCCUAGGGCUGCAUAAAGUGAUUUAUUUUUUUUUAUUUUUUAUUUUAUUUAUUUUAACUCUUAAAUCAUGCUUGAGUACCCUGGUAAGGGGCUCAGUACAGCACAGAGGCUCACAUGAGAACAUAUGUAGUGUUUUGUGGUCAGGUUGGGCUGAUAUUUACUUAACCUGUUAGUAUUUUAAAGGUUGUGACGUAUUUUGUGUAUAACGAACUAUAUUGUUACAAUGGCACCGGUCAAGGGACGAAAUAUAUUGGGCAGCGAGUGAACAGUCCGUUCUUGAAUUUCAUGUGUUGGAAGCAAGAAAAAUUGACAAUUUGAAAAGAUCUGAGCGGCUUUGACAAGGGCCAAAUAGUGAUGGCUAUACUACUGAGUCAGAGCAUCUUCAAAACCGCAAGUCUUGUUGGGUGUUCGUGCAGUGGUUAGUAACUACCACAAAUCGGUGCAAGGAAAGACCAAUGGUGAACCAGGGUCAUGGGUGCUUAAAGAUCAUUUAUGCACAUGGGGGGUGAAAGCUAUCCUGUUUAGUAUGAUCACCCUAGCCAAAAUGUAAAUGCUGGCCACGGUUGGUGUCAGAACACCGUGCAUUGCAGUUUGAUGUGUAUGUAGCCACAGACCAGUCAGAAUGCCCAAGAUAAUCCCUUUUACAUUGCUGAACGUGCCUUCAUUUGUGACAUGAGGAUCCGAACUGGACCAUGGAGCAGUAGAAGAAGAGUGCCUGGUCUGAUGAAUCAUGUUUUCUAUUAGAUCAGGUGGAUGGCCAAGUGUCUUUUACCUGUGAAAGAUGGCAUCAGUAUGCACUAUGCAAAGAAGGCAGGCCGGCAGAGGCAAUGUUCUGCUGGUAUUGAGCAUCUGUGGGAUGUGCUGGAACAGCAAAUCCAAUCAAUCGAGGCACCACCUUGCAACUUGCAGGACUUAAAGGAUCUGUCGCUAAUGUCUUGGGGCCAGAUGCCACAGGACACAUUUAUGAGUUCUUGGAGUUAUGCCUUAGAUGUAUCAGAGCUGUUUUGGAAACAGAAGGGUGACAUAAGGCUGGUGGUGUUAAUGUUGUGGCUGAUCAGUGCAUCUUUCCUAACCAGACCACAUUGCCCAGAACUUUUAAAGUAGGCACUUGAUCAGAUGGGAGCCUGCACUGCUGCCUCACAGGCAGCAGCAGUAAAAGAUGAGAUCCCCUUUUUGUCUUGCAUUACAUUUAGUGUGGUCUUAAAAGCGCAUUAAUUGUUCUCUACCAAAUAAGGGCUCUGAUGUGGGGCCGUGUAUGGAGGGGGCAGGGAUAUGGCAUUUCUAUAUAUUGUCACCCUCUGCCUUUCUCCCUGCACUUCUGUCCUAGUAUGCUUGCUGUAAAAAGGGAGGAGCACUGCAAAUGGACUAAGCUUCUAGCCACACGCUCUGGAUAUUUAGGAGCUCUGGAUAAUUUUGGCUGAUUACUGUGGUGGAAAGAUGGGGUUCUGUGUGUGUCAGUUUUUCCUUUUUUGACAAUGUGCAUACUUGUUUGACAGUGAGGGUCUCCUCUGACUGUGCCAAUCUAUGGCUGUAUACUCACUCAAACUUUAAAAUCACUUUGAAUUCCUGACCAUUCUCACUUAAAGCCAAAAUAGCUGAACCAGAAAUUUUGAUCCGCUUUACUUCUAGUUCAGCUACUUUCACACUGAAUUCAACUCCCUUUACAUGUCUGACAUAUCGAAUAUCCCAGAUAAUUUGUCUCUAUGAUUUAGAGAAUGUUUACUUGGGUCCUAAUUUCUAGGGAAAGUUUGUGAAACCCUGUGAUGUGGUGACUUGUAUUUGUAACAAAACUUGUCUUUGUUUUAGGUUGACUAAAGAAAACGAAAAAAAAGGUCGUCAACACGCACACUGCUAUGUUGCAGCUCUGGCUGCACGUAUGAACUAUCUGGAAAAGACCAAAAAGUUUAACUGUUCAAAAUUAUCUCGACAACAAUCUGAGAAGUAUUUUCUCAACCGAAAAAGCCUUCGACAUCAAAACCUCAUUCAAGGAUCCCACUGCCGUCAAAUCAAGCACAGUGGACUUGUUCACCAGCCUUGCAAGCGUCGGUACAAUUAUUGAGGGAAUAGUCUUCGCAUGUACAACUCCAGAGGGGUAUGCAAAUGGUUGGGUCAUGGGCUGCUCUGGUUUCAGAACAUUGAGCUAAAAGGGAUUAAAUGUUUUUGUUUUGUUCUUUAAUAUAAAAAGUUG
Messenger RNA from Pelobates cultripes (western spadefoot toad), 4670 nucleotides. The record is from the annotation of a GenBank genome assembly. NCBI's taxonomy places the organism in Eukaryota, Metazoa, Chordata, Amphibia, Anura, Pelobatidae.